This is a messenger RNA of Photinus pyralis (common eastern firefly), 2160 nucleotides long. RefSeq lists its product as uncharacterized. The transcript has 9 exons. The record is from RefSeq and is a predicted model, not a curated record. Gene Ontology annotation, cellular component: plasma membrane. Bases 142 to 2160 code for a protein of 672 amino acids. Lineage: Eukaryota; Metazoa; Arthropoda; Insecta; Coleoptera; Lampyridae.
CGCCGCGCGUCGCGAAACUUUAGUUAAAACGCGCCCGUCGGACGGUUAUGAACGUUUGCCUGCCCGGAGCGCGAAGAUCUCGAGAUUUACGUCGGAUCCGUUGAAAUGUGGCUGAAUUGGCCGGACAGAGCGCCAUGAGCCAUGCGGUUGGGCAGCUGGUGGGCCCUUGUAUGGCUCGCCUGGCUGCUCGGUUAUGUACAUAGCUUGCCGCCCGUCAUUAAAAUAGGUGCAAUCUUCACCGAGGACCAACGUGACGGCAGUACAGAAUUGGCGUUCAAGUAUGCCGUGUACAAAAUCAACAGGGAUAAAACGAUCCUGCCAUUUACCUCCUUGGAGUAUGACAUUCGCUACGUACCCAAGGAUGACAGUUUUCAUGCCAGUAAAAAAGCCUGCAGCCAGGUACAGCUCGGCGUGCAAGCCGUAUUCGGUCCCUCCGAUCCCCUUUUGGGAGCACACAUUCACUCGAUCUGCGACGCACUGGACAUUCCGCAUUUGGAAGCGCGAUUAGAUUUGGACACGGACGUUAGGGAAUUUUCAAUUAAUCUGCAUCCGGCCCAGCACUUACUGAACGCGGCGUUCCAGGAUAUUAUGAGCUUUCUUAAUUGGACCAAGGUGGCCAUCAUCUACGAGGAGGAUUAUGAAAAGUCCGAGACGGAUACAUUUUUCGGCGUCUUAAAGACUAAAGUUAUUUCAAAAUUUGGCAAAGAUAAUCCGUCCACAAUUACGGACACUUCUCCUAUCGAACGCAAAUUGGCACGCUUGCCUCGUAUUAAUUUAACAUCAUUCUCGGGAAAAUACGAAGAAUGGUUAAGUUUCCGCGACUCCUUUCACUCUCUAAUCGAUUCGAAUAAGUCACUAACAACAAUUGAAAAAUUUCAAUAUUUAAAAGGUGCUGUAAUUGGCGAAGCAGCAGCCGUCAUAAAAUGUUUGGAAACAUCUGAGACUAAUUAUGAUCAAGCCAAAGAUUUACUAAAAAGUAGAUAUGAAAAUAAACGCGUCAUUAUCAGUAAUCACAUUAAAGCUCUUUUUGAAUUGCCUGUAGUUACAAGAGAAUCGCACGAUAAUUUUCGCAACAUGCUCGAUUCCAUUUUGCAGCACACACGUGCGUUAAAAGCAAUGGGUCGCCCGGUAGAAGGUUACGAUGACUUUCUGAUUUAUUUAAUCACAUCAAAAUUUCCAUUUUCGACACGUAAGGAAUGGGAAGAUAAGGCUAACGUCUCACAAAUCUUUGAUCCCUUAGGUCUUGUAGGUCCAGUCACGGUUAUGGCAAAGCUGCUUAUGCAGGACAUUUGGAAAUUACGCAUUGGUUGGGAUGUGGAGCUCUCGCAAAAUUUAAAGCAUCGUUGGGAGGAGAUUUCAAGUCAAUUACUUACCAUUGGGCACAAAAGGAACUGCGAGUUUUGGAUCAGGGGUACAGAUAAAGGUAUCUUGGAUAAUCCACUGCACUCACUCCCUGCCAACACCACGUGCUUGUACCACCUCCAAGGGAUCGACACGUCCGUAUCGCCUUCGCCGAUUCCCUUCCGGCCGAUAUCCAGGUACCCUGAGGGAAUUUGGAGACCGACCAGGCUACUGUUUCCACCGCCUCGGUACAGGGUAUGGCUAUCGGUUACCAAAUUCCACGUGGCGGGUUCGAAGGACUUGCAAAAACAAGACCAGGAAAUGUGCAGAAGUAGCUUGAAAGUUUGGGAUGGACAAGUAUGGACCGGAACUAAUUGCAACGACUUAUUCUGCAGCAAGGAUAAGUUGAAAAACGUCCCGAAAACGAGCAUGUCAGGGCCCUUAGGGCUCGGAAAAAACGUGACCCUUCUAGCGAGAUAUUGUCGAGAACAUAUAGCGAGAACGUGCGAUCAUUCCAUGUUAGCAAAUACCACCCGGUUUCCACGUCCGUGUUCAUUAAGCGAGAGUUUCCUAUCCUCCGGAGAUAGUCUCACGUUAGAAUUACAAGUGUCCGACUCGACGGCGUUGAGGCCGGUACAAUUUCGCGCCUUGUACGAGUUCGUCGAUUUGCAUCAAGACGGCGAGCCUUACGGAAUUGGAGCGUGUUCGAGGAAAUUUACUACUCCCCUACAAAAUACGCAGCAGAAGUUUCAGGCGCCACGCGAUAUAUUCCUUUACGGGCGAGGCGGAGCGAAAAAUUUAAGGUAUGUGUUUACGUAG